Messenger RNA from Durusdinium trenchii, 5439 nucleotides. NCBI's taxonomy places the organism in Eukaryota, Dinophyceae, Suessiales, Symbiodiniaceae. The record is from the annotation of a GenBank genome assembly.
AUGAAGCCUGUCACGCUGAAGAUCCUAUUUCAGGAAUUCAGUGCCGAGCCCGAGGCGGCAUCCAACCAAAUCACUGGUAUGCAACCCGAAAACGAUUCCUUGGAAGUCCAUCUUCCUUUAACAUCCUUUAACACCAGUGGGGAGUUUACAUUCUUCUUUUUGGCUUGGGCCUGGUUUCGCCGCUGUGCUAGAUUGGCUUGCUCAGCUCUACGUCAGGAUUCCAAGAACUACUUUUCGCAUGCUGCUGCCCGCAUUAUUGAGGCUGAUGAGGGCCAUGUCUCCUCCAAGCUAUGGGCUGCUAUCCGUCAUCGCUUGCCGGGCAAGCAGAAGAGGUCCUCCGGGUUCUCUCCCUUGGCAUGCGAACGACUGGAUGACCAAUGGCAUCCUCACUUUGAUGCCCUUGAGUUGGGUGAGGCGACUACUCCAGGCUCUUUACUUGAGGCAUGUCAUGCCCGGCAACAAAAUGCGCCGAAGCUCCUGCCUCUUCGAGAUGAAUUACCGACCAUUAUGGAUGUUGAGGCAGCCUUGCGGCGAGUCUCUCCCAACAAGAAAGGUGGUGAUGAUCAAGUUCUUGGUGGUGUUCUUCAUUGGGCUGCCCCAGCGAUUGCGCAGGAGGUUACCUGCCUGUUUGCCUACCAUCGUCUGGUGCGCUCUUUGAGUGUCGGCCUUGGAGACUCUGGGCUACGGGAUUUCGAUGCCUGCAUGAGGUCGUUAGAUCCAAGGGCUCGCUUGGAGUAUGUGCGCUCUGCUUUGGCUCCUACGUUGCUUGAGUCCAUCUUUGAGGGACAGGCCAUUUUGCUGAUGCUCCAGGAGAUCCACAUUGACACCUUCUUCCACCUGCACAAAGACUUCGCCACGGUGACCCGUACUAGCAGGGGCAGCCGUCCUGGCUCUCCUUUGGCGGAUGUCAUCUUUAGUUGUGCUAUGAUUCGCAUACAUGAGGAUCUUGAACUUGCUGUACGUUCUCACCCCAGUGUUCGACCUGCCGCUGCUGUUCUUGGUUUGGAGCCCUCCCUCACCACUUGGGCAGAUGAUGUAGCCAUUGAAUUGUGCUGCUCUACGGCGGAUGUUUUGGUCCCUCUGACUUGUGACAUUGCCAAGGUUGUGCGUCGGAUAUUUGCGGCCCGUGGGAUGCACGUCAAUCUCGGGCCCACGAAGACCUGUGCAGCCUUGACCUUUAAGGGACGUGGGGCUCCGGCCGCUCGUACCUUUCAUCUUGUGGAGGAGAAGGGAUGCUUGGUUGCUGAUGAGGAUUUUGGGAACUUCUGGCUCCCCUUUGUCGCUAGAUACAAACACCUUGGGACCGCCUUCUCCACUGAAGGCGACUUGGCCCAUGAGAUUGCUGAGCGGAUUGGUGCCGCCUCUUCGGCGCUGGUUGCUGUGCGCAAACCUUUGGUUGGCAACCGCAAGUUGAACUCCAAGACCCGCCACAGUUUGGCGGAAGCUUUGGUUUGCUCCCGGCUGCUUUUUGGUGCAGGAGUGCAGGAGCAUGGCAUGCACUUCCGAGUCGUGUCCAGAAGAGGCUCCACUCCUUUCUCACGAAGUUGUUUCGUGAAGUUUAUGAUGCGCAAUUUUGGAGAGCCACUGAUGGGAAGUUUAUUCCUUCUGACGACCAGCUUUAUGGUGACAAUGCUGUGCAGGAGCUUGAUGUGCGGUUGGCCCGGCUUCGCCUUUGUUAUGCCGGGGCUCAUCUCUGCGGCACAGGUUGAGAAACAGUGCUGCCCGGAUGCCUGGCUCCUUGCCGUUGAAGCUGAUCUUCAGUGGCUUCGAGCUGUGGUGCCAAAUGCCCCAUUCUUCGCGGAUGACUCUUGGGAAGGGCAUCUUCGAUACUGGCAGGAACAACCUGGCCCUUGGAAGCAGUUGGUGCAUCGUGCAUGUGCUCUGCAUCUUUGGCAAUCCCGCACCAACAAGGACACCCUGCGGUGGCACGGUCGCAUCAUUGACCUCUUGGAGCAGUCGGGUAUGGAGCGCUCUGUUCCGCCCUCAGCACUACCUGUUCGAGCAGUUGAGGCUUCUGGGGCUCUUUGUCAUUGUGGCAGACGCUUCGCAUCUCGGACAGCUCUUGCGGUCCAUCAGGUGCAUACCCAUGGGGAGCACGCUCCUGAGUGGCACAUGGCCCAGGACACGGUCUGCGGUGCCUGUCUUCGCAGUUUUUGGACAAAGGCUCGCCUGAAACAGCACCUUGCAUACCUACCUCGGUCUGGCGCCCCCAACGCCUGCUUUGAAGCUUUGCGGCAACGAUCUUUCCCCUCAGCAUAUGCUUUGGUGGGGGAGCCGGCCAAACUCCCGGGCUUGGCGCGCCAUGAUGCCCUUCCUGCUGCGGGACCUGUUGGUUUAGGUCUGACCCUGCACGAGGAGAAGACACAGCAAUGGCGGGACGAGCUUCUUGACUUUCGAGCCCGCCUUCGUUCCCGGGGUUUCUUCGAGGAUGGCACCCGAGUUGAUCAGGGCCUGCACCCGACGUUGGAUGAGAUCACCACCUUGUGGUACGACCAAUGGCUUCGUGAUUACCCCCAUGGCCCCAAUUUGGAAUGGCUACAGGGUGCUUGGCUGACCGCCUUGUCGGAUUCUGGCAAUGAAGAUGCGGCCUUUUUGAGUUUUGGUCGUUGGGAGUCCGCUCUUGGCAUCCUGCACUCGAGUUGGGAAGAUGGUGAAGCCAGCCACUUUGUUGAAGAUGCCUUUGUGCGCUUGUGCGCUGACGUGGAGCUUCUGCAAUGGGUGGCUCGCUGUGAUCAACUAGCCCGGCUACUUGAUCUUCCGUCCCCAGAGGACAAUUCGCUUGACAGGAUUCGUGCCGACCAAGUACGAGCUCGACGCAUUCAGCAUCGCAAUCUGGGGGAACAGCGGCAGGCUCGUGUGGGUCUGAGUCGACCAUAUGCAGCCCAGGACAACUUUGCGGUUGACUUCGAUCCGGACUUAGUGCGUGUUCCUCCAGGGGGGUCUACUACCGUCCCCUGCCUGUGUCGUGGAUUAACACGGCGCUGCUUCUUGGUGGUGCAUCUUUUCUCCGGUCACCGGCGAGUUCGGGACUUUCACUGGCACUUGCAGCGGAUGGCGGCUGAGUCGGACUUUGACAUCGCUAUCCUGUCCUUUGACACGGCGGUUGACUCGACGCUUGGUGAUCUGAGGAGCUGCUCAACGUCCUGGAAGCACUUGGAGACUCUCUACCACAAGGGUCUGGUGGCUGCCACGCUUGCUGGGUCUCCUUGUGAGACCUUUAGCGAGGCUCGAUGGACUCCCUUGGUGGAUGCGCUUGGAGUUGAGCUUCGUGGCCCACGCCCACUUCGAACCACUGCGAGGCCUUGGGGGCUUGAUGGGUUGACGCUCCGUGAAAUGCGUCAGCUUGCACAGGGCAGCGCCUUUGCUUUGCAGGUUCUUUGGUGCGCUUGUGCCACUUUGCUUUGGGGAGGCUUUUUCAUUUCUGAGCACCCGGCAGCUCCUCGUGAUGAAGGCAGGGCCACUAUGUGGCGGAUGCCCAUUAUGCAGACCUUGCUGCAGGCUGUUCAGGCCCAAUUGGUGACCAUUGCUCAAUGGCGGUGGGGAUCUCGGACACCAAAACCUACCACGCUCCUUGCUAUCCGAUUGCCGUUUUUGAGGGCAUCGAUGGACAAGUGGCAGAUUGGUGGCUUGAAGAAGCCUGAGGCUUGCGCCAUGGGCCUUCACGACGGUGUCUUCCGCACGGAGGAGAUGAAGACCUACAGUGAGGCCCUUUCUGCCGCCUUUGCCCAAGGCAUUUUUGAUGGCCUGCGGAAAGCCUUUUUGCAUGGUCAUUUGCGGACUGGCUCCCUUCCUAAGGAGGUUGAGCCGUUUGUCACGACGCUCCGGCAUCUGAGUGGGCUUAUUGAUCCACAAGGCCAUCGCUUGUCGGACUUUCAAGAUCGCGUUCGGCCCCUGGCCUUGGAUGUCGCUGGAGGCCUCGACCAUCAUCGCCACGGCCUGCAUUUCACCGGCGUUGAUUUUCAUCAAUACGGUGGCCCAGACGACAUCGGCGAAGCGUCGCGAGCGUUGCCGGAUGCGGAGGAUGCGGAGAAACACACCCCAUGUGGCUUGAAAAAGGUGUGGCCCUUAGUGUUGUGCAUUGAGCAUGAGUUGGCGGCCACCCUGCGCUCAGCCUGGUGUGAUCCUGAUCACAUGGCGUACAGUGCAGCGCUCUACCAGUGGUCGAAGAUGACUCGCUUGGUCUACUUUGCAGGGCUUACAGCUGCCUUGGGCGUUUUGUUGGCUUUGCUGGCGCGCUUGGGCUGCUGUCGGCCCAACCGAGCCUUGACGGAUGGGCCGGUGUUGAUCAGAGGCGCGAUUUGUUAUUCGAUCUAUGUCACUGUGCCCUGGAUCCUCCUCCAAAUGCAGCCGCCCGGCGUGCCAUUGGCAGACGUGACCAUCACAAAAGGGACCAUAAAGAACUCGAAUUACAGGAAUGCCAGCUGGGUGGCUGAACACCACAUCGCCCACCCCAGCGGGGCGGACCCGGGUGGGAACACUGCAUACACCACGCCCAUGUGGAUUGGGCUCUUGUGGGGUUUGUCGCUCCUCCGGUGGUACCUCACCUUAGCGGGCCCCAUUUGGGCAGCGUUCCUGGUGGCUCUGGUCGCCCAAUGGCAGAUCUUUGGGCCCUUGACGGGACAAAGCUUGUUCCCCAACCUCUUGCGCCUUGGCAUGCGGUGGAUCUGGGCGAAGCUGGGGAGUGAGGUUUUGCCACAGCGGAUCCCCAAGUUUGCAAGGUAUUACUCCCACAGCAGCAGCUCCUGGAUUUUCCACGUUUGCAUCAUUGCAGCUGCGGCUUGGCACGAGCAAUCAGCGGAUCAGAGAAGAAUGGUUAUUACAUUGCCGAUCUACGACCUGUUGAUCAAAUUGAUCCACUCCUACUACCGGCGCUCAUUGCAGUUGGCCUACUUUUGCGAUGGCGAAGACAUCGAGUUCCCAGCUGCAGCAGAUAGCCCCUACUGCCCAAACCUGCUGCUGGGGGCGUGCAUUAAUGAUUUUCGCAGACCAGAAGACAAAGAGCUUCUCUCUGAUUUCACCUUGACGCCUCUUUUCAUGGGCUGCCCCCGGACCGGCUUCUUCCGCACCGACCGCCGCAUGCGGCUGGGCUACGCCAUCUCGGUGUCCGGCGCCGCGCCCGACACGCUGAUGUUGACCAAGUUCGAUGUGCUCCCAAUUCGAUUCCUUUUGUCCGUCUUCUCAUUACGCCUCGGCGACUUCGUACGCCUGGCACCCGACGGUAAGAUUGCGGCGCAGAUCGGCACCACCUUUCGGCGCUUGGAAGAGCGGGCGGCGCCAGCGGCGGCCGGGAACGAGGUGCGGAACGGCAGAACGGCAGCAUACGUGACAGGUGGGAUGAUGAGUCAGAUGAAUGAGCAGCUACUUAUGUGUCUGACGUUUAUUUGCAAUCACUAUAUAUGCAUUUGCGAUCAUUUGUUGUUGGUGUUGGUUCUUCUGUAG